Molecule: messenger RNA, 512 nt
Organism: Plodia interpunctella (Indianmeal moth)
Lineage: Eukaryota; Metazoa; Arthropoda; Insecta; Lepidoptera; Pyralidae
Gene: EMC6
Product: ER membrane protein complex subunit 6
Exons: 2
Coding region: 131-472 (113 amino acids)
Biological process (GO): protein folding in endoplasmic reticulum; autophagosome assembly
Cellular component (GO): endoplasmic reticulum; membrane; EMC complex
Source: RefSeq, a predicted model, not a curated record
GUCAGGCAGGAGAAAAGCAAAUAAGACCAGAUUGAUUGAAAUCCUGGAUUCAACUUGUGCUCGAAUUUUUAUGAAUUAAGAUAUAAUUUGCUAAGUUUUACAAUAUUCUUACCGAUUAGAACAUUAUAUAAUGUCGGCUGUUACGAAGGCGAAAGAUAACAAACCAGAACCAAUCGCCUAUAGCGAAGCAGCACUCAGAAACAAUGCCGCUGUCGUGGAAUAUUGCCGAACAUCCAUGGCAGCAUUAUCCGGCUCUACUGCAGGAGUGCUGGGCUUGACGGGUUUAUACGGAUUUGUGUUUUAUGUAUUUGCUGUUAUUACUCUGUGGCUAAUGUUUAUGGUAAAAGCAGGACCAGACUGGUACAAAUACUAUAUUUCAAGACAGAGUUUGCUCACAAAUGGAUUCUUUGGAGCUCUAUUCACUUAUGUACUGUUCUGGACAUUCAUUUAUGGAAUGGUUCAUGUAUAUUAAUAGUUAAUAGUUUUAAGUAAAUUCGAGAUUGAGUAUUAAU